Messenger RNA from Geosmithia morbida, 2430 nucleotides. RefSeq lists its product as hypothetical. The transcript has a single exon. Gene Ontology annotation, biological process: protein phosphorylation. The coding region runs from base 1 to 2430 and encodes 809 amino acids. NCBI's taxonomy places the organism in Eukaryota, Fungi, Ascomycota, Sordariomycetes, Hypocreales, Bionectriaceae. Gene Ontology annotation, molecular function: protein kinase activity; ATP binding. The record is from RefSeq and is a predicted model, not a curated record.
AUGGAGGAACUACGGCAGAAGCUUCUUGAGGCUGAGAACCGCGCCAGGGAGGCCCAACAAGAUCGGGAUCGUGAACGUCAACGCGCGGAGGAUUCACAGAAACGCGCGGAGGAUGCACAGAAACGCGCGGAGGAUGCACAGAAACGCGCGGAGGAUGCACAGAAACACGCGGAGGAUGCACAGAAACACGCGGAGGAUGCACAGAAACGUGCCAACGAACUAGAGGAAUACUCACGACAAACUACUUUCGACGAAUACAUUGCCCUUUGCCACACUCUCCUCUUCUCCUCCCUCCGAGUUCAACAGGAUCCAAAAUUUACAACCAAAGGUUCCAUCACGAACCCAAAGGAUAAGCUGUGUCCGACGAGUCUACAGGUCUGGCCAGGAUUUCUUGAGCAGCAGAUGGACGUUUUUAAUACCCUUUACGAAUGCUCCCCCCUCGAUGCUCGAGUCUAUGACAGCCACCCUGUCUUGAUCAGUCAGAGUAGGCGGGUGGCAAGACAACCGAUCGGCAGCGAGAAGACGCUGGAAUAUUUUAUGCACAAUUGUAUCGAGGAUCCGACCAGAGACUUGGUUGAGCAACUCCAGAAAAUUGAAGCAGUACGCGGUGCAUUCGAAAUCGGGGACGGGAUCGUAUUCGAGAACCACCCCCACGCUAUUAGCGAGGUGGCCGAAGAAGUCGCUGAACGGCCGACAUCAACGCCGCCGCAAACGCCAGAUCAGACGAGGGACCUCAAUCAAUUGCGACCCGACCAGAUUUGUGUCUAUCGGUCUAGCAACGGGGAGCGAAAGAUGGUGUAUGUCACCGAGUACAAGGCGCCCCAUAAACUCACGGUAUCGAGUCUUCGCGCUGGUCUGCGGCCGAUGAAUAUCUACGACGAGGUGGUGAACAGAGCGAUGAUACCGCCCAGUGAAGACACGGAUGCACGCUUCGUAUACAAUGCCGAGCGGCUAGCAGCGUCCGCCCUCACGCAGACGUAUCACUACAUGAUCGAAGGUGGUCUUGAAUACGGUUUGAUGACGACCGGCGAGGCAACUGUGUUCCUGAAAGUGGACUGGGCCGAGCCCGGUACACUGUACUAUCAUCUGGCGGAGCCCGGGCCCGAAGUAUCGGCUCACCCAGAGCAUGUGCAGUCUAGCUCUGCCGUUGGGCAGCACCUCGCUUUUACCCUCAUGGCGCUUGGAAAACCUGGGGCACAGAUGAACCAUAGCCAAGAUGAGCGAGAUCGGGUGGCGGACGGCUUGCAACGCUGGGCGGUGGACUUUUAUGUCCUGUUACGAUCGAUACCAGAGAGCGAACGAGCGAAGUCGGAAAGCGACCGUAGCUGGGCGCCGACGACGUACGAGAGCUUUGACCGGUCUCCAGCGGUGCGCAAGAGAAGGAGACGCCGGAGCAGCAUAGGCGAUUCGGGCAGGCGGCCCGCCGGUAGACGGGAUGAGCCGUCUUCAGGUGACGAAGCGGCACCUCCCCCACCCAGCACUCCCAGUCCGCUAUCCCGGCGAAACGAGGAUCGGCAGAAGGAAACACGACGAAGCGAACGAGCCCUGACUAGUCGGCCUCGUAAGGCGGCUGAGGAGGAACAAUACCCGACCCGUCAGCCUCAGGAGGUGGUCGAGAAGGACAGCGAACGGCAGUACUGCACCCAAAAAUGCCUUCUCGGCCUGGUACAAGGAUCCGAACUUGACCCGAACUGUCCGAAUCUGCGAAGACAUACUCAGGGCCGAAGUGGAGGUUGGAGCCAUCAUCUCAUCGGUCACGCGACAUGGCUCCAGCUGCUCACCCAACAGCUGCGGCGGACGCUAGACGCAGGCGUGGUGAAGCUCGACAUAAACGGCGCCCGAGGUGUACUGUUCAAGGUGACGCUCCUAGACUACGGCUAUACAGUCGUAUGCAAGGGGACAGUGAGAGCCUUCAUCAGAGACCUCGAGCACGAAGCAGCCAUGUACAGGCGUCUAGAGAGAUUGCAGGGUACACAUGUGCCCGUCUUUCUGGGAGCUAUUGAUCUCCGUCCACUCAAGAGGACGUACUACUACGAUCAUCGGGUUUAUGUGGUGCACAUGAGCUUCAUGUCUUGGGGAGGUGAGCAGAUAGACAAGGGAAAGCUGGCGGGUAGUGGGGCUAUGGUGAUAGGUUCCAAGGCAGUCGCAUCGCUGCGAGCCAUACAUGCUGAGGGGGUGGUUCACAAUGACGUUAGGCUUGCCAAUAUGCUGGUCAACCCGGAGACGGGUACUGUCAUGAUGAUUGACUUUGAGCGUUCGUUAUGGCGGCGUCAACGUUAUGAACCUGCGCGGACGGCGGCCUGCAAGAGGGCAGAAGCACUGUCGAUGGAGGGUGAGGCUGGACGCAAACGACAAAGAACAGAAUACGGUAGAGCCAGGUGGGACCUACACAGCGUCCAGGUCUUGUUUGGUAGCAGCGUGGUCGAGUGA